Molecule: messenger RNA, 447 nt
Organism: Gossypium arboreum
Lineage: Eukaryota; Viridiplantae; Streptophyta; Magnoliopsida; Malvales; Malvaceae
Product: putative lipid-binding protein AIR1
Exons: 1
Coding region: 1-447 (148 amino acids)
Source: RefSeq, a predicted model, not a curated record
AUGGCUUCAAACGUUAAGGCAUCAACUGCUCUAUUUUUCUCUCUUAACCUUUUCUUUUUUGCUUUAGUUAGCUCUUAUAACGUCGAUAAUAAUUCAAACGGUUCUUUUUAUCCGAGAAAAUCUCGGAACCCUGUUGUUAUCCGUCCUGGAUACAAGUUUCCUAACGAUGGUAGCACUCAUAGCUACUAUGGUACUUGUAAUCCAUUGAAUCUUGGUGUAUGUCUUAAUCUGUUGGGUGGUUUGGUGAAUCUCAACCUCGGCAACGUACCAACCCAACCAUGCUGUAGUUUGAUCCACGGGUUAGCUGAUCUUGAAGCUGCGGUUUGCCUUUGCACUGCCGUUAGAGCUACUGUGUUAGACAUUAAACUCAACCUUCCUAUUUCAUUGAGUCUUUUACUCAAUAACUGUGGAAGAAGAGUCGCUACCGAAUAUAUUUGCGCUCCAUAA